GCCGACUCUUUGACCGAAGAGCAGGUGUCCGAGUACAAGGAGGCCUUCUCCCUGUUCCGAGCUUUUCCGUCUCCAAAACAAAUGGAGACUGUAACCUGCCAAAUUACAACCAAGGAGUUGGGAACAGUGAUGCGAUCUCUGGGCCAGAACCCUUCAGAAUCCGAGCUACAAGACAUGAUCAACGAGGUUGACGCCGACAACAAUGGAACUAUCGAUUUCCCAGAAUUCUUGACUAUGAUGGCCCGAAAAAUGAAGGAUACCGAUUCUGAGGAAGAAAUCCGAGAAGCCUUCAAAGUGUUUGAUCGUGAUAACAACGGUUUCAUCUCUGCUGCCGAGCUGCGCCACGUCAUGACCUCGAUCGGAGAGAAGUUAACUGACGACGAAGUCGAUGAGAUGAUUCGUGAAGCCGAUCAGGAUGGCGAUGGCAGAAUUGAUUGGUCAUAUUUUUACGUUGUCACCAACCUCCCCUUUUUGCUCUUUACGGUUUUGCCUUAUCGACUUACCCAUCAAUGGAUGGAUGCUGGCAACAACAUUGUUUUUAAGGACCUUGGUUAUAGUAACCAGUUAAUUACUUGUGUCUUGGCCCUUCUUUCAAUGUUCAUCCUCUAUUCUCAGUGGGACAAAUAUUGGUAA
This is a messenger RNA of Trichophyton verrucosum HKI 0517, 633 nucleotides long. RefSeq lists its product as uncharacterized. NCBI's taxonomy places the organism in Eukaryota, Fungi, Ascomycota, Eurotiomycetes, Onygenales, Arthrodermataceae. The transcript is spliced from 5 exons. Gene Ontology annotation, molecular function: enzyme regulator activity; calcium ion binding. The record is from RefSeq and is a predicted model, not a curated record. The annotation marks the transcript as partial. Gene Ontology annotation, cellular component: central plaque of spindle pole body. Gene Ontology annotation, biological process: spindle pole body organization.